Molecule: messenger RNA, 1817 nt
Organism: Sphaeramia orbicularis (orbiculate cardinalfish)
Lineage: Eukaryota; Metazoa; Chordata; Actinopteri; Kurtiformes; Apogonidae
Product: carbohydrate sulfotransferase 1
Exons: 3
Coding region: 418-1722 (434 amino acids)
Biological process (GO): sulfur compound metabolic process; N-acetylglucosamine metabolic process
Molecular function (GO): N-acetylglucosamine 6-O-sulfotransferase activity
Source: RefSeq, a predicted model, not a curated record
AGCCUACGGCAUCAGUGCGUAAAAAAAAGGACGGCUGGGCGAUCGUGCAUCCCAUCUACAGACUCAGCUCCUGUAUCCUAUGUGGUACCCAUGUCUCCUCACUCAGCCUCUCACUGCUCUCCAUCCUCGGCGCAUCUGCUUUGAAUCCACUUCGGUUCUUGUCACAGCCCUCCCUCUCCUCUCCUCUCCUUUCCUCUGUACACGAACACACACUCAUACACACACUUUUACAAAUGCAGCGCAGAGGACUGGAGCGACAGGAGACGCGUCUGAUCGAGUUCGUUGAUGGUAAGGGAACAUUUAUUUCACCAAAGCCGUGUCUGUUUUUCUUUUUACGCGCGGUGAUGCUUUUCUGAAACCGUGUAGGAAGACUAUGGAGGAAAAAAUCUGCCCUUAUAUGUGUGUCUGCGGUACUUAAUGCGUGAAGGAUGUAGAGCCGGAGGAGGGGGGAGGAUGGAGUGCUCCUGGAAAACGGUGCUGCUGCUGGUGUGUGCGUCUCUGGGGGUCCAGUACACGGCCAUCCGCACCCUGAGGGACUCUCUGUCUGGACCCUGUCAGGGAGCCUACAACUGCCAGACACGACACCACAGAGAUUCCAGGUGGAGAGUGUUGUGCGAUGAUAGCUGGACGCCUGUGGAGUUGCCUCGGAAGCACAUCCUUCUGUUUGCAACUACACGGAGUGGCUCGUCCUUCACUGGGCAGCUUCUCAAUCAGCACCCAGGGGUCUUCUAUGUGUUUGAACCUCUCUACCACGUCCAGCAGGCCUUCACUAACUCCACCAGCAGGCUGCGGCGCACCUUGGACCGAAGGGCCCUUCUGGGAGCGUACAGGGACCUCCUUCUCAAUCUGUACACGUGUGACCUUCACUUCAUGGAGAAUUACAUACAUCCAGAGCCCCAGGACCACAUUACAAGCUCAUUGUUUCGCAGAAGCUCAAGCCACGCUCUGUGUUCCCCUCCUGUUUGCGUCGAGGGGUCGGACGCAGCGACUUCUGAUCCACCUGAUGAAAUGUGGUGUCCGAAAAAGUGUGGGGCCUUGAAUUUCACUUUAGCUUCCAUUUCAUGUCUGUCAAAAGGACACGUGGCCAUAAAGACUGUACGAGUUCCUGAGGUGGGGGACCUGCGAACACUAACUGAAGAUCCACGCCUGGACCUGAAAAUCAUCCACCUGGUGAGGGAUCCGAGAGCCAUCUUAGCUUCGCGCAUGGUGGCGUUUUCAGAUCAGUUUCGGGCGUGGAAAAUAUGGAACGCGACAGGACGGCAGCCGCGAUACGUGGACCUCUCACAGAUCACCAGUACCUGUAAGGACAUGGCGGCCUCUGCUGAAACAGGCCUGCAAAGACCGGCGUGGCUACGGGGACGCUACCUGCUGAUUCGAUACGAAGAUCUCGCAUUCAAGCCAAAGGACAAAGCCACUGAGAUCUACAGGUUUGUGGGGUUGGAGAUGGAGGACAGAGUAAGGAUGUGGAUUGCAAAGAACACCAACAGCAACACGUCGUCUCCGUCUGAGUGGAACUACAGAUACUCCACCACCAGAGACUCCAGAGCGACGGCGGAGAGCUGGCGGCUCCGUCUUAGUUUUGACAUAGUCAGGACUGUGCAGGAUUUGUGUAAUGACACUCUGGCUCUGCUGGGAUACAGACAGGUUCACUCUGCAGCUGAACUCAAAAACAUGUCCCACAGUUUAGUGGAACCCAGGACCUUUCAACCAUCAAUACAGUAGAUUUGAUAUAAACAUAAGUAUUUAUUUAUUUAUUUAACCCAUAAAGACCCAGUGCUACUUUUCUGGCAGUUCCCAUAUGAAUUUUUCUCUCUAUG